GGAAGGGGUGAAAGUGUCGCAAUCUUACAGCGAGCAUGACCGACGCCGAGGCGCAGAGCGCGCCACCAUCGGUAACUGAGGAAGAGAAGCCGGAGAGGAAAGUCAUAGCCACGUUGGUUCAAGGCACCGUGAAGUGGUUCAAUGUGCGUAAUGGAUACGGCUUCAUAAACAGAAAUGAUUCCAAAGAAGACGUGUUUGUUCAUCAGACCGCAAUCAAGAAGAACAAUCCUAGAAAAUUCCUCCGCAGUGUUGGAGACGGGGAGGUUGUAGAGUUUGAUGUGAUUGAAGCCACCAAGGGCUCUGAAGCAGCCAAUGUAACCGGUCCGGGCGGCGUUCCAGUCAAAGGCAGCCGCUACGCUCCCAACAAACGCCGCUUCCGUCGGCGAUUUUUCCCACGCAGCCCGGGGCCCGGAGAGGAGGGCAAACCAGCCGACGGCCAAUCCUCCGCCGCUGAGGGCGAGGGGUCGGGAGAGAACGACGGAGUGAAACCUCAGCAGCGCCGCAGGAGACCCCGACGACCACGGCUGGAGGUGCAAGAUGGAGAGGCUGGAGAGGCUGGAGAGUCAAAGAACGGCGUGGCAGAGGGCGAACAAGCGCAGAGACAGCCACAGCGCAGGUUCUGGCGCCCAUACCGCAGACCGUUCCGCCCGCGGCCGCCUCCCGAUGAGGCUGCCAACGGCCAGCAGGCGGCUCCGGGAGAGCUCCAGGCGGAAGGAGAGCUGAAGCUGGCUGAGGCCUCUGAGGGCCCCCAGACCAACGGAGACGCAGCCGAGGGCCAGAAGCAGCAACGCCGCCAGUCUAGACGGCGCAGGCAAAGGAACUCUGAGUCCUCUACCUCGAAAAAUGAUACAGAAAGGUCUGCAUCGGAGACCGGUACCCCCCCUCAGACCUCCCCACUAGCUGACCUUGAAACCAGAUCAAAAUCACCAAAGCGCUCUCCCAAAACCUCUCCCAAAACCUCUCCCAAAACCUCUCCCAAAACCUCUCCCAAAACUUCUCCCAAAACCUCUCCCAAAACCUCUCCCAAAACCUCUCCCAAAACCUCUCCCAAAACCUCUCCCAAAACCUCUCCCAAAACCUCUCCCAAAACCUCUCCCAAAACCUCUCCCAAAACCUCUCCCAAAACUUCUCCUAAAACCUCUCCUAAAGCGCCCAAAUCACCUGAGCAGGCAGCUGACACGACAGUCCCAGCAGCAACAGAGUGACCCUCGUGAGAGGACGGUCUCGUGACCCUUGGGUUGGAGGACUGGUCCUUCAGAAACAUGCACUGCGCUCCCCUCCCUGCACGCCCCCCCCCACCCUGUCUCGCUGUCCUCCUUCAGGCCUCCUCCCCUCAGCUU
Pseudoliparis swirei is the source of this 1340-nucleotide messenger RNA. RefSeq names its product Y-box-binding protein 2-B-like. Gene Ontology annotation, cellular component: nucleus. The coding region runs from base 36 to 1205 and encodes 389 amino acids. Gene Ontology annotation, molecular function: nucleic acid binding. The record is from RefSeq and is a predicted model, not a curated record. Lineage: Eukaryota; Metazoa; Chordata; Actinopteri; Perciformes; Liparidae. Gene Ontology annotation, biological process: regulation of gene expression. The transcript has 10 exons.